AUGCCUCGCAACCCAACAUCGAAGCGCUCAGUACCCUCUCGGAUGGCGAAGGCUGCCGAGCGGGACCGGAUGGAGGCCCGACUUCAGCAAGCCUCCGUAGAGCUUAGCGAAGGGCAGCACGACAGCAUCCGUAAGGCUGCCGCAGCACACAAUGUGGCAGAAGCGACGCUACGACACCAAAUUGCUGGGCGUUGUUCCAAAUGCUCGGCUCGAGACGACCUGCAGGCGCUCACACCCGCUGCAGAGACGGCCCUCGUCGAUCACAUCCGGCGUUGUGCCUGCAGCAGGUAUCCUCUGACACCGUCAAUACUCCGGCACUACGCCACCACCAUCACCCGUACCGAUACCAGCCGCAGCACCACAACGAAGCUGUCGGCCAACUGGCUGCAGUCGUUCCUGAUCCGACACCCUUCGAUUCGCACGCACUGGUCUCGAUGUCUCGACAAUGAUCGUCUCAGUGCUGCGAAUGAAGACACGAUCAGACGAUGGUACACGCAGCUCAGGGUGAUCAUGCGUGAAUACAGUGUGGCGUCGACAAACGUCUUCAACGUUGAUGAAACCGGCUUCAUGCUCGGUGUUUUGGGUACAGAGCGUAUCGUUGUACCUGCAGGCGACCCAAGUUGUCGGUUCAAGGCCCAACCGGGUUCUUGGGAGUGGGCCACUGUUGUGGAAUGCAUUGGAAGCGGAGGCCAGGUACUGCCUCCGCUCAUCAUCACGAAGGGACAACGCCACGUGGUUGGCGACUAUCGGCAAAUGGAGGGCGUACCAAGUUUGUGGAACUUCACGAAGUCUCCAAACGGCUGGUCUAACGACGAGCUUGCCGUUGAAUGGCUCGAAACCAUCUUUGAUCCCGGUACUAGGCCGUCGACGCCAUCACCAUGGCGUCUGCUCAUCAUCAACGGUCAUCGAUCUCACACGACUACGCCGUUCAUCGCUUCAGCAUGGUCGAAACUUGCCGACGCUGCAGAGCACGUGGACGCCAUCAACCGUUCCGACUUCGCUACCUUCUACGCCCAGGCACGCAAGAAGGUUAUGACGCAGACACGUGUUCGAAAGGCCUUCUCCGACUCCGGCAUAACACUCGACCCCACUCCGCAGAAGGCCCUGAGCCGACUUGCCGGGUCUUCCGCUGCAGAGGGACGAUCCGAAACACCGGUACGUCGUCCUCUCCAGCCAAUCGCAGCACUGCAGACAGCCUUGGCGUUUAACGCCGCCAUUGACGCCCACCGCCAGGAACCCGACUCAAACGAAGCUUGCAACCUUAAACGGGUCAUACUCGAAGCUCACGAAGCUUCUCAAGCGUCUAUCUCCGUCUUGGAAGCCGAGAUCUUGGUACUACGUGCUCAUCACAAUCGCAGCAACAAAACCGCCAAGACACUCGGAAAGAAGCGGGUACAAGGCGAUACGAGGGUGCUCACGACAAACCGUAUCAUCACACGUGAGUACGCUGAACGAGAAUUGGUGGCAAAGGGUGUCGAAUUUUGA
This is a messenger RNA of Pseudozyma hubeiensis SY62, 1485 nucleotides long. Its product is annotated as transposase. The coding region runs from base 1 to 1485 and encodes 494 amino acids. Gene Ontology annotation, cellular component: nucleus. Gene Ontology annotation, molecular function: DNA binding. The transcript has 2 exons. Lineage: Eukaryota; Fungi; Basidiomycota; Ustilaginomycetes; Ustilaginales; Ustilaginaceae. The record is from RefSeq and is a predicted model, not a curated record.